Dentiscutata heterogama is the source of this 123-nucleotide messenger RNA. Lineage: Eukaryota; Fungi; Glomeromycota; Glomeromycetes; Diversisporales; Gigasporaceae. The record is from the annotation of a GenBank genome assembly.
AAGAUCUAUUUCAGCAAGGUAGUGGAAAUUGCUAUUAUAUGAGAAGAUCUACUUCAACAAAAUAUAAAACAGGUAGAAAUUGCCAUCAUAUGGGAAGAUCUACUUCAACAAGAGAAAAAACAG